CGUUAACCCCGCCCACCACCGUUGUCCUUCUUUUGGGCGUUCUGGCCCAGGUGACUUUGAGCGCCCCGGCGCCACCGUAGCUCCCAGCUUCCGAGCCGCUGUGCUGGUGGCGAAUAGGCGGCCAUGGGGAGUCUCCGCGGCCUGCGCCUGGUGGCGGGAAGUUAUUUUAGGUUAUGUGAAAGAGAUGCCUCUUCAUCUCUAAGAUUGACCAGGAACCCUGAUUUGAACAGAAUAAAUGGAUUUUGCUCCAAACCACAGGAAAGUCCAAAAACUGCCUCUGACACUUAUACCCACCGAGUGCCACUGCACAAGCCCACGGAUUGGGAGAAGAAGAUACUAAUAUGGUCAGGUCGCUUCAAGAAGGAAGAUGAAAUUCCAGAAACCAUCUCGUUUGAGAUGCUCGAUGCUGCAAAGAACAAGAUGCGGGUGAAGAUCAGCUAUUUAAUGAUUGCUCUGACAGUGGCAGGAUGCAUCUUUAUGGUUAUUGAGGGUAAGAAGGCUGUCAGAAGACACGAGUCUUUAACAAGCUUGAAUUUAGAAAAGAAAGCUCGUCUGAGAGAGGAAACAGCUGUGAAAGCCAAAACAGAGUAGAAGUAUCCACGUUGGCUGGAGUUUGAAAGUCCAGGGUAAUAAUGCUGCAGUACCAAGCCUGUAAUUUACAGAAUGUGGUAAAACAGCCCAUUUCAUAAAAGUAUUUUUUGCACAAACUCAUUUCUGCUCUGUAGGUAAAAAUAAACUUUCUUAAAAAAAAAUCACUUGUCUCUAUCUUAUAGCUUUGAUUCAAGUAAAAUGUAUCCAUACUCUCAGCUUUGUUGAAAAAGGAAAAGAAUGAAGUGAGAUAAUGUAUUUAAA
This is a messenger RNA of Erinaceus europaeus (western European hedgehog), 852 nucleotides long. It is a transcript of the gene FAM162A, whose product is annotated as family with sequence similarity 162 member A. The record is from RefSeq and is a predicted model, not a curated record. The transcript is spliced from 5 exons. Gene Ontology annotation, biological process: neuron apoptotic process; positive regulation of release of cytochrome c from mitochondria; cellular response to hypoxia. The coding region runs from base 124 to 591 and encodes 155 amino acids. Lineage: Eukaryota; Metazoa; Chordata; Mammalia; Eulipotyphla; Erinaceidae. Gene Ontology annotation, cellular component: mitochondrion.